Molecule: messenger RNA, 3747 nt
Organism: Periconia digitata
Lineage: Eukaryota; Fungi; Ascomycota; Dothideomycetes; Pleosporales; Periconiaceae
Source: the annotation of a GenBank genome assembly
AUGGCUCUCGCUGCUGUGCAGCCUGUAAUGGAUACGGAUCAGAAUAAGGGCCUGCAUCCCUUUUUUGCUAAACCUUCCAAAACUCAACCACCUAAUUCAGAUAGCACCGCACGCCUCCCCGCUACUGAAACAAGCCACGAAACAGAGAUUGAGCCGCAAGAGUCAUCCGAAUCGAAAGCCCCGAAAAAAAGAGGGAGGAAGCUUGGUUCCAAAAAUGUGAAGAAGAGGGAAGAUGCGUUAGGGAAUAAUAAGCAACCCUCGUUGGAGCUAUUCACACGUCGAUUAAAUAAAGAGGAUGUCGGCACUGGAGCUACGCACAUUGACGAUAAAGACACUAUGAUCAUACCGGCGGAACAAGACAGCAUUGAAUCGCCCAGAAAGAGGAGAAGAACAGCCUCACCAUCGGCUCGAGUCUCGGAGACCCUUGUUAACCCAGAAAACCGGGCCAUUGGCGAGAUCAAGGAAGGUUCCAUACAGAGCCCGAUACCGGCCGGUGAAUCUUUUCCCCAAGCUCUGCUCCGAGAUAUCACGCCACCAAUAGAUAUCCCCAAUUCCGACUUACAUACCCAAGCACCUGCGAAGGAACCCAACCCGUCAAGCAUGCCAAACCCGGGUCCUAAGAGACUACUCACGGUCACCAAGAACGGGAAGCUUCUAUCUUCCCCUCCCCCGGAAUCUGACCAAGACUCGACUACCCCAAGAAAGAGGCGGACACGCCGUGCUGUAAAUGCGAAACCCUUGAAAAUGAUGGUUGUCAUCAACUAUGGUCGAGACCCAAUCAGGAGAGAAACGCUGGGCGAAAGCAUUACUGCCAUACUCGAAGGCAAAAAGUCAUCGCCUGGUAUGUCAAUCUCAACUAAACCAUCGAUUCAACCUCCUGCGAAACCCCCCGCGAAAUCUGCUGGGCCUCCAAAAUCAACGCAUCCAUUCUUUCUGGGAAAGCCUGCACAGAAACAGGUUGCCAACGGCGCAAAUAAUGACCGGCGCCCUGAUCCUCCAUCUCAGCUACCUAAUGUCCAUCGAAAGAGCGCCGUGACCCCUGGAAAAAUCAGGACUGAAUGUCGUAAUGAAAAGCCGGAUUUUCCAGCACCUGGCGCUACUUUUGGAAAUGUCCGGAACGUGUCUAAAAAUUCUAAAAAUGCAGACACGGAAGAGGCUCCUUGGCCCUCGAAAGGAACUGCUCAUAUUCGCAAUCUGGAUGCGGACGCUGCGCAAUGCCUGCCAUCAUACGCGAAGCAUUGCUUACUUAAGGAUCCGAAGUUGAAGAAAAAGUUCUUUGCAAUUCCUGACGACCAACAACUAAUAACAAAGCUGUCACACCAGCUCCAACCAUUCAUGGGGGAUGCACUAAAUCAUUCGCACGGCCAUUCACAAUCGGACUUUCAGCCUCCACCCGACGUACGACUGCCUACUCGACUGCUUACGACUGGGGCGAUUAUACAAGAAAAAGUACGCGGCCAGGUUUAUGCUUCGUUGCACACCUUCAACCAUCAUGAAACUAAUCGCUCGCCUACGCAUCCGGCCAUUCAAUCUCUUUUCUCGAAAAUUGAGCAUACUCUCACUCCGUUCGAUCUUGGUCAAUGUGAAUCACAGUCGUGGAUUCAAAAACACGCCCCCAGGCAGACUUCUCACGUUUUGCAGUUAGGCCAAGAAGCCCUUAUUCUUCAGGACUGGCUGAGAAAUCUGACGGUUCUCACUGUUGGAGGCGCACAAAGCGGAUCGAAAACUUCGGAUGCCAAAAAGCCCCCCAAGAAGAAGCGAAAAAAGGCAAAGGAUGACUUUAUUGUGGACAGCGACGACGAAGAAGAGGAAGAGAUGAUUGAAGUCUACGGCGGCCGGGACAUGCCCACUACUUCACACUUCAAGUCAACACGGAGGGCGCGCUGGACUCGGGACAAGAAUGUCGUGAUUUUGAGCGGACCUUCUGGAUGUGGAAAAAGUGCUAUGGUGUAUGCCGUUGCCAAAGAAAUGGGCUUUGAAGUCUUCGAGAUAAAUUCGGGGAGUCGGCGUUCAGGAAAGGACAUAUUCGACAAAGUUGGUGACAUGUCUGAGAACCACCUCGUGAAUCACAGACAAAAGGAUCCGACGGAGAAACUGGAAGCAGCUUCCGCCGAUGACACCGAGACUGAUCGACAUAGCGAAGCCUUCCAAAAGGACGUGGAUAGUGGGCGACAGCGCACUAUGGCAUCGUUUUUCAAGCCCAAAAACCCAUCAAAGACAAGUCCAAAAGUCACAAAGGCGAAAACUAAAGCUGUCUCUGCAAAAACAUCGCACCAAGCCACCCUAGCAGCUGAAAAAGUACAACGAAUAACCCAGAAACAAUCGUUGAUUCUUUUCGAGGAGGCCGAUAUACUAUUUGAGGAAGACCAGCAGUUUUGGAGUUCUGUCACCAAGCUGGCAUCUCUUUCCAAACGGCCCAUUAUCGUUACUUGCAAUGAAGAGUCGAUGAUUCCUUCCGCUCAAUUACCUCUGGCUGCUAUUCUUCGUCUGUCCCCUCCUUCGUCCGAACUCGCUGUGGACUACAUGCUGGUCUUGGCUGGCUACGAGGGCCAUGUCAUCAAACGAGACGCUAUAUCCUCACUCUAUGAAUACAAGCGUCACGACCUCCGAGCGAGUAUCACGGAACUUGACCUUUGGUGCCAGAUGUCAGUAGGAGACCGAAAAGGUGGAUUAGAGUGGAUGUAUCAGAGGUGGCCACCUGGCAAAGAUGUUGACGAGAACGGUCAUAUCUUAAGAGUCGCCAGCGAAGACACGUAUAUGUCUGGCAUGGGUUGUAUCUCUCACAACAUCUCUGAGAGUAUGAACAAUGUUGCUUUUGACAGACAAAACGAAUUACUCAAAGAAACUUGGAAUGAAUGGGCCAUUGCUCCUACAGACUGGAGUUUUGGUAGAACCGAGACUGGCUGCCGUCCACCAUCACAGGAAGCCACAUCGCUCGGUCUGCUUAAGGAGCUCGAAGCGAUGACGGAGAGUGCCAGCGCUGCCGCCCUUUACAGUCGCGUGGAUCUUCCUUCCUAUGCACGGGACUACGAUCAACCCAUUGAUCCGUCACUCCCACCAAUUCCCGGGCAAGAAUAUCUCAAUUACACAACUUCUUUGCCUGUUCGGCAGAUUGACAGUGUAAUCGAUUACAGCAAAAUGGACGCCGACUUGUUGACCCAGACCUAUCUACUUAUUCAAAGGGUGUACGGCGACCAGCUAAGUUUCACCUCAAAAGGAUCUCCUCUUCCGACUACUGAAGCAGACUUCGCUGAAGGCAUCGUGCACCGGUUGCAGAAGUCGCAGCUAAAGAAACCUUUAGCCAGGGAAGACUUCUCCGUAGCCUUUGAUAUUCUGGGAUAUCAACCUGAUGCCACGCCAGCAGUAAAUGCAACAUAUAAUCUCCUUGCAUCAUCCCUCGACCGACAAUUUCGCGUAGUUGUCGAGGAUAUCGCGCCAUACAUUCGCAGUAUAGUUUCGUACGAAACUUUCCUUGAUGCUCAGCGUGUUCGACUUGGAAAUCUGCUAUCCGAGGGCGGACAAGGUACCAAGCGUUCGAGGACGACUCGAGCUGCUAGGACGGCAUUGGAAGGUGGCGAGAGAAGGUCCAAACGAAAAGACAGGUGGUUUAGUGAGGAUCUGGAUCGUGUGCUAGUAAUGCAUACUGGAAGCGAAACAUGGCUUGGCUUGGGGCUGGCUGUCACUGCAGAGGGGACAGAGACAGGCUCCCAGAAGGCAGUGGGUAGCCCAUCAUCUUCCUCACCAUGA